Ogataea polymorpha is the source of this 2911-nucleotide messenger RNA. RefSeq lists its product as uncharacterized. Gene Ontology annotation, molecular function: kinase activity. The transcript has a single exon. Bases 1 to 1593 code for a protein of 530 amino acids. Gene Ontology annotation, biological process: carbohydrate metabolic process. The record is from RefSeq and is a predicted model, not a curated record. NCBI's taxonomy places the organism in Eukaryota, Fungi, Ascomycota, Pichiomycetes, Pichiales, Pichiaceae.
AUGUCUAAGUCAGCUGUGCCCUCCUGGUACUUGGGCAUUGACAUUGGUACCAGUUCCUUAAGAACGUCCAUUUUGAACGAUCAGGGGGUUGUGGUAGGCGGGUCCGAGCAAGCAAUCGAUGUCUAUUACCAUCCGUCUAAUAAUCGUAUUAUUACGCAAAACUCGCCUCAGCUCUGGUCCAGAUUGCUAACUGCUAUCGAUGAAAGCUUGCAAACAGCAAAAGCUAAAGAAGAAGGAACUUUGAAAUCAAUAUGUUGCGGUGCGACCUGCUCUUUGGUGGUUGAGGACGAUGAUAACAGCCAUGUAAUUCUCUGGAUGGAUCACAGAGGAGAGACAAAUUCUAUUAACAGCAAGAUGCAAACGCAGUAUCCAAGAAUUCUGCAACGCCUUGGAGGGUCAAUCAUCGCAGAGAUGGCUCUUCCCAAAAUCAAGGAGUACCUUAAGAAAACCCCGUCCAAACCUCGCAUAUUCGAUCUUCAUGACUGGAUCGAGUGGAAGCUUGCAGGUGAGGUGCUCAACAUACAAAAUUACAACACAGAAAAUAUAGGCAUCGAUGGCUCGCUAAAGGGAUUCUCAAUCGAGUGCCUUCGCGAACUGGAUAUCCAUCUCGAAGAGUCCCAGAUCGGCAGAGUCGAAAACAUUCCAUAUCCAGGAAUACCGUUUUCCGGGACCCCUAUAGCCAAGCUUUCACCCGAAUUGGCUGAGAGAUGGGACGCCAAAUCUGCCGUAAUUUGCUCUGGGGUCAUAGACUGCUAUGCUUCUUUUUUUGCUCUGCAGAACAACGAGAUCAGUCCAGAGGAAAACUUGGUAAUGGUAGCCGGAACGUCCACAUGCUACUUGACUGUUUCCAGAGCACCAAAGGAACCACCACCAGGCAUCUGGGGACCCUUCCAUUUGACAGAAAACUUUUGGUUCUAUGAAGGAGGAUUAAGCUGUUCGGGUAUUCUUUUCGAGUCUCUGCUUGAAAAUCAUCCGGCAGCAAAAACGCUCGACAAGUCCACAAAUAUGUUUCAGCAGCUCGAAAAGCUGGUGAGCUCUUUUGUGGAAAGUGAGAAAUUGAGCUCUGCGUGGCAGCUGAUAGAAAAAAGAUUGUACAUUGGCGAUUAUCUGGGGAACAGAACCCCGUUUAACGAUUCGAAUCUCUCGUCCGUGAUAAUUGGAGGAUCAUUGCGUCAGGAUACAAGGGACCUGGUGUGCUGCUACCUUUCAAUCUUGGAAUACCUGGCUCUUUCUACAAAAAUGAUCGUUGAGUGUUUCCGCAAAUCAGGAUUCCGUCUCAAGACAUUGCAGGUGUGUGGGUCUCAAGCGAAGAAUGCUAGACUCAUGGAGCUACUGGCAUUAGUUUUAGACGAUAUGAACAUCCUUCUUCCUAUAGACUUAGACUCGAAGCUGAUUGGAGCUCGCGGAUGCUCGAUCCUUGGCGGAUGUGCGGCGAAAGAUGCAAAGUUCAAGGUUGUCAAACAUGUCCCCAACGAUACUUUGAAGAAACUAUUCGAUACAAAAUAUGUCAUUAUGGUUGAGUUGAUUGAGAAACAACAAGACUUCAAUCGGAGGCUUGCCAGCUGCACCAUUCACUCUCAGACACAGUGUUAAUGUCGGCCCUUUCAUCUCUUUUGACAAGUAGCAUUUCCACAACGCGUUUGGCUGGCCCCCAGUCGUUUCCUUGUUGAUCUAUGUUAUGUUCUCUGUAAUGAUACCACUCCCAAGUCAGAGUUGCUAUGCGAUGGGCGGGCUUUGCUGAGCGCCUGCCUCGUCCAGUGCUGUUGGGAAGCGGAUCAAAUGGGAGUCUGUUUUCCAACAUUGCGUAUAGUAGCACACCAAGAGACCAACAGUCGUUUUGCUUGCCAUCGUAUGCGAGUCCUAGAAGUAGUUCAGGAGACACGUAGUCUUCGGAGCCACAUCGUGUGGUCAGAAGAGGCUGUUGGGGAUCUAUUUUCUUUGACAAACCAAAAUCAGAUAGCACGGCUACCGCAUGCUCGUAUUUACUGUCAAGUUCAACAGCAGAUGCGUUUCUAAACUCGUCCGGAGUUGGCGCGAGCAAUAUGUUUUCCAAUUUGAUGUCUCUGUGGCAGAUGUUCAUAUCAUGAAGACAUUUGACUGCGCUCACAAUGUUUCUGAAAACCAGCCUUUUGUGGUGAUAAGUGAAAUUCUGUCCCAAACUCACAAGUAGUGUGAACAGAUCGCCUCCGGAAUAGUACGGCAUUGCCAUGAUCACUUGGUUUUUGUCCAGCCUUGAGUUGGAACCUAAAAGCUUGACAAUGUUCGGGUGAUUGAUAGAUUGCAAGAGCGACAACUCUCGCACCAACGAGCUUUGGAUUCGAAGCCUGGUGUCCGGAUCAUGCGAAGGAAUGUUGGACACCUUGACGGCAACCGUUUCUGAUUGGUCAAUGUAGACUAUGCUGAAUGUGCCGCGGCCGAUCUCCUUUGUGCAAUGCCAGUACUGUUUUACAUGAGUUGCCGUUUCAAGCGUGCAGAACGUAGCAACCACUUCUUUACCGUAUUCCGUUUCCUCAUUUAUCGAAUCCGUGCUCUGAAGGUUAUACGCUGUCUGCUGCAAUUCUGGCGGUCGCAGAGGCACCGACACGAUUCUUUGCACAGGCUCAAUGUUGAGCGAGAAAUUCCUUCUAUCGUCAAAAUACACAUCCGGGGUGGUCCUGUCAUUGUGCUUUGUAGGAAUGUUGCCUGGCUCUCUCAGUUUCUUCAUGUGCAGUGAACAGCUUGACGGUUGGUUAUGAGACAUAAUGGCUCCUUUGCUAUACACCGAGCUCGAGUCUGUGACCGAAUCACCGGUAGGAGCCUGAGCAACAUCGUCUGCAGAGGGCAUAUCAUUGAUAUCGGCAAACUCCCUGGCUACCGGCACCUUGAUAUCAACAUCAGUGCCAUCAUUGUUAGACUCAGUCAUCGCAAACGC